UGAAGUGAAUUGUUCUGUCGUGACAAACGUGAAAUUGUAAGAAUUGUAUCAUAGCGUAUCAGAAAACGUCAGGUUACGAGAAUUGUGCUGUAGGAUAGCCGUCCAAGAUGAACGAUAUACGUAACAGUAAGAAGGAGAAGAAUCAGCACAUACAGGUUUUUGCACGCGUUAGACCAAUAAAUAAUAGUGAGAAAGUUGGGAAAUCAUUCUCAGUAUUGGAGUUACCGUCUAAUAAAGAAAUAGUGGUGCGUGAAAGGCCACUAGACAAACAUUCGAGAAAGUUUACAUUUGACAAAGUGUUUGGACCCAUAUCCAAACAGAUAGAUGUAUAUAAUGCAGUCGUUAACCCAUUGCUUGAAGAAGUUUUGGCUGGAUACAAUUGUACGGUAUUUGCUUAUGGCCAAACUGGUACAGGGAAAACGUUCACUAUGGAAGGUGUUAGUAAUGAUCCGACAUUACAUUGGCAAAGUGACACGUCAGCUGGAAUUAUACCACGUGCAUUGAGUCACUUGUUUGAUGAGUUACGUUUGUUGGAAGCACAAGAAUUUACAGUAAGGGUCAGCUUUCUAGAGCUAUAUAAUGAAGAAUUGUUUGAUUUGUUAUCGCCCAGUGAUGAUGCUUCGAAAAUAAGGCUAUAUGAAGAUUCUACUAGGAAAGGUUCAGUGAUUAUUCAUGGAUUGGAAGAAGUAACUGUGCAUAACAAGAAUGAAGUUUACAAGAUUCUUGAGAAAGGAUCAGAAAGAAGACAAACAGCUGCAACUCUGAUGAAUGCUCAGUCUAGCCGUUCUCACACCGUAUUUUCAAUUACCAUUCACAUAAAAGAGAACAAUAUGGACGGUGAGGAACUCUUGAAGACGGGGAAAUUAAACUUGGUAGAUUUAGCUGGGAGUGAGAAUGUUGGAAGAUCCGGUGCAGUUGACAGGAGAGCGAGAGAAGCUGGAAACAUUAAUCAAUCUUUAUUGACUCUCGGUCGCGUUAUAACAGCACUUGUUGAGAGAGCACCUCACAUACCAUAUCGGGAAUCAAAAUUAACAAGACUUCUGCAAGAAUCAUUAGGCGGACGCACAAAGACGUCAAUCAUUGCAACAGUCUCACCGGCGAGCAUAAAUCUUGAAGAGACAUUAUCGACAUUAGAUUAUGCUCAUCGGGCCAAAAAUAUUACGAAUCGCCCUGAGAUCAAUCAGAAGCUCUCUAAGAAAGCAUUGCUUAAAGAGUACACUGAAGAAAUUGAGAGACUCAGGAGAGACUUGUUGGCGUCGCGUGAACGGAAUGGUGUAUAUUUGGCGCAGGAUAAUUACAACGAGAUGCAAAUUUUAAUUGAAAAUCAGAGCAAGGAAAUUGAAGAGAAAAUAUCGCACAUUAAAGUGCUCCAAGAAGCAAUGGAAGCUAAAGAGCAAAUAUUCAAUGAGUUACAAGCGAAGCAUAUAGAGCAAACCAGUCAGCUACACAACACCGAGGAGUUAUUGGAAACCACCACACAUGCUUUGAGCUCGACUACCGCACGCUUACAAAUGACGGAACGUGAGAAGGAAGAACAAUCCCACGUGAUAGAGAAACACGUAUCCACUGAGAAACAACUUUUCUCGCAAGCUCAAACGCUUUUGACUGUUGCCGAUACGGCGACACAUGAUGUACACAAGCUUCAUGAUAAAAUUUCUCACAAAAGACAAUUGGAACAGGAAAAUGAACAUCUCAGUCAUCAGUUCCGCUGCAGUACCGCAAAACAGUUCCAGGAAAUUGAAAAUAAUAUCUCGCUUUACGCACAGGAAUUAACACAAUUUUGCACUUCUAUGAAAAGUGACAUUGGCGCACAGAUGGAACAAUGCAAAGAAGAUAUAGAUUCGAUGAUAUAUCAUAUGACCAAUGAUAUCGUUAAUAAAGAAAAAUCUGCAGUAGAUAACUUUAUAACGAACAUGGAUACAUUGCACGAGGAUUAUCAGCAACGGUUGGACACAGAGAUUGAACAUUCCUCAAAUAUGACUGAUCGUGAAUGUAAAUUUCUAAAUGAUAUAUCUUCGAAACUAACAUCGAAGAUCAGCGAUUUAAUACAAAAUAAAAUUGCGAUGAACUUGCGGCUUUUAAAUGAAGACGUAUCUCAGAAGUUGGAUAAAUUAUUAACAUAUACGAAUGAAUCAAUAAGUCAGCUUUGUAAUUAUAGACUGCAAGAAUGUGAAAGUUUGUGUAAAAGUAUAACCGAGAUCAAAGAGAAUAUACAAAUUGUUCAUGAAGGUGAUUCUAAGAUCAUGAAAGAGCAACAAACGUUUAAGAAGUCCUUCGAAGAAUUAUGGUUGCAAUUCAACAAACUGAAUGAGAAUAUGACUGAAAACUAUUCCUCGGCAUGUUCCGCCUUAAGUCGUGUUAAUGUGUCUUGCGACAGCACGAAUAACGAAAUUCUUGCCAAUUACGAAAAGUCUGUUGAAAGAAACGAAGCCAUGCAGCAGAAGAUUCAGAACGAUAUACGCACGCUGAAGAGUGAUAUUCAAUCUGGCAUGGAAACGAAUUGGACGUUAGCAGAGGAAGUUACGACUCGGGGCCAUAGUGCGAUCGAUGAACUUGAAACCGAUUUAACUAACAAUUGUGACAUAAUAAUGAAGAAUAAACUACAUGCUGAACAAAAUAUGAAGCAAUUGAAGGAGAAAUUAAAGGAAGAUAAGGCCACUGCCACCGCAUCCGUGAAAAAUAUCUAUAAUAUACUCUUACAAGGAAAUGACGGCCACAUGAAGCUUCUGGAGAAUUUAAGGAACCGGAAUACACAGGUAUCCACGAGUAUGAACGACAAGAUCGAGAUUCAAAAUGAAAAUUCGUCUGAAUGGAGCGACAAGACCACCACGCAAGUGCGCUCGAUGCAACAAAAGGUCGAGAAGUUCCUGCUUGAAGAUAUACGGCGCGAUACUCCAACUGGUUUAACUCCUGCGAAGAAAGAAUACCAAUUUCCGCGACACCUUGUUGUAACGUCGCCACAUGAACGAAUCAUUCAGAGGUUUAGGGAAGCUAGAAGUCGUGUCGAUAAUUCUGACGAUGAGGUAAAUGUUAAUGUACCUGUUUACUGUGAAGCAUUACAGAGAAAUAAAUCGUCGAGGAAAUAAUACCAACGAAUGUGAAGCCAGUGAACAUGAAUAAAGUGGUAUGUUUGAUUUAAUACAUACCUAUCGUGUUUGCAGGAAACAACAUUAGUUAAUAAUAACUCACCGAGGAAGCAAUGUCCGAAUGCGAAUUAAAUACUUUAAUUGACA
Messenger RNA from Dinoponera quadriceps, 3233 nucleotides. Its product is annotated as bipolar kinesin KRP-130-like. The record is from RefSeq and is a predicted model, not a curated record. Gene Ontology annotation, molecular function: plus-end-directed microtubule motor activity; ATP binding; microtubule binding. Gene Ontology annotation, biological process: microtubule-based movement; mitotic spindle assembly. Gene Ontology annotation, cellular component: spindle microtubule; nucleus. The transcript has 15 exons. Bases 108 to 3086 code for a protein of 992 amino acids. NCBI's taxonomy places the organism in Eukaryota, Metazoa, Arthropoda, Insecta, Hymenoptera, Formicidae.